GCAACCGAAGGUGUGCUGGAAAGCUCCACCCCGGAAUGUGCCUUUUGGAGAUUCCUCCUCCUCUGCCUCGUCCUCCUCCUCCUCCUCACUCCCAGAGUGCUGGGAGGAGCCUCAGAGCUUUGAUGCCCUUUAAUUGGGAAAAAGGCUGUCUCAAUGCUCCAGAAGGCGAGAGCGGAUCAGGAAAAGGCCUGCAAGGAAGCUGGAACUCCUACCAGGUAAGUGUGUUCAUUUGUUUUCCCUCACCAUUGUGGGCUGAACUGCAACAAGAAUGCCUUUUGCAAAAGGUUUUAAAGGUGUUCACUGUAAGGUGGGGACCACAACCUGGUGGGAAGAUGUCGCUGCUAGGCAGACAAUACUAGGUGGACCUAUGCCUCCUGACAUGCCUCCCUGUGUUCCUGUGGGGCAUGUGCCACAAAAGUCAGGCUUACUAUUAGUCAAGGUAAAUCAGGGCUUCAGUGGUCGAGAUCAGAUUUGUAACAUUUGAAAAGGCAGCCACUGACACUACCCUGAUAGCCUUCCCCUCACCGAAGAACCACAGAAGCCCCCGUAUCUCGGGAGAGGAAUACAGGAGUUCGCAAACCAAAAGAUGCGACUCCGAGGCAAACUCAAGCCCAGGCACCCCGUGUGCUUGAAAUUAAGCACCUCCUGUAAAAGCGAAGAGUCUCAGGUUGCAUCUGGAAUUUCGUAACAAAAUAUGCAGGCUUAAUAGUUUCAUAUAUAUAAUAGGCGGGGUGAGAGAAUGUUGUUGUUGUUUUUCUCAUCUGUGGUGUCUAUGAAGAUCUCGGGGUCUUGUGAAUGUUAUGCUCACCUUGUGGGGAAGUGUUAAUUCAUCUUUUUAAUUCAUGUGCAGCAGAUCCCCGUGAAAUUCUUAAGUGAUAACACUCGGAAUCUUAUGGUCCCCGGUAUUUUUUCAAAUGAUCUUUGAGAGCUGGGAGGAGGAGCCAGUGCUUUGCUAAUGUAUCAUUUUAACAUUACAGGAAAUGUCAAGAGUUGAUUUUACAGCUUUUUUUUAAAAAAAAGAAGACUAAUCAGGGAAAAUAAAAUGCUGCAGAGACAGAAUUCAUUGAGAGCAGAAAUGUUGAUCACAAUAGUUUGAAGAUCAAGUGAUCACUAUCUAUGCUUCCGUAUGGAAGGUAUAUUUAAAAAACAAAGUUUGUGCAGAGCAUAUGGGCUGGAUCCAGAAUAGGAUAGUUUGACUUAGGUUCUAUUGAAAUCAACGUGACAAAGUUCAUCAUGGCUUAACCAGGCACAGCAAUCUGGGGGAGUGCUGUAGCUCAGUGGCACAGCAUCUGUUGCAUGCAGAAAAUUCUCCAAGAUUUCAGGAAGAGUCCAAAUCCCUUCAAAUCUGUGUGUAAAUAUACCUGUAAUGAGCUUCCCCCACCCCACUAGCUAACCUUAACUGCAAGUUUCAUCCUAUUUUCAAGCAAGUAACACCUCACUGGUAAGAGAGAGAAGGAUAAUCACUGGGGGGGGGGAGCUUCUAGCAUCAAGGAAGACAAAAUUGAGGUUCUUGGGCAUGCUGAAGAGCAUCAUUUCAUGCAGGGGAGCAUGGGAUUUGCAGGUUCCUAUGUCCUUUGAACUGGACUGUGGGAUCAGGGAAAUUUAGAAAGUCCAUACUCCCCAGCCUUUCCUGUCUCAGACACCCCUUUCCAAUAAGUUUUUGUUACUUGGAAUGGGUAUGGGAUGAAGUGCCAAAUCAGUUGUUUUUCAGUGUUUUCUACAAAUACUGCAAGUAUUUUGAAAGAAAAUGAAACAAAACAAAACAAAAAAGCAAGCCAAGAGAAGUUGCAGGGGGGGGAGGCAAACUGACAAUGAAAGAAAGGAAGGGAAGGGAUUCACUGCUGCUGCUACUACAAAAUUUCUUUACAAGGAUUGUAAAAAAAAAAAAAAAAAAACCCAUGAAGCAGAUACAAAGAAGAGAUGCAUGAUAGUUACACGGAAACUCUAUUCCAACAUAAUCAGGUGGAGAUGGGGGAGAAAUUAAUUCAGCUCCCUUGUCACCGUGAACCUACCUAAUCUGCACUUCCUGAACCAAUAAGCAAAGGGAAAUGCAGCUGUCUCCUGAAAUUUGCACUUCUCUGAAUUUUACAGUAUAGUUUAACAGCCAAAAACAUCAUGCACAAGGUACACACAAAAUUCCAUAUGUUAGUGAAAACAGCUUACAAACAUGCAUUAUAUUUGGGGGAAUGGUUUGCAAAAAUGUAGACAUUAGAGAAAAUUGCGUACAAAAAUGAGGACAUUUAGAGAAAUGUGGAUGAAAUUAUACAGGGAUUUCUCUCUCUCUCGCACACACACACACACACACACACACUGCUGCAGAAAUUAGCUAUACUACAACUAUAAAAAUGAGGAACUAGGAAAAACCAAAAUGGACAGAUUUGCCCAUCCUAGCAUAAGGGCAGAUUAACAGCAUCACGCCCUAAGCAUCCAGGGGCCUAAUCUUGGCUGUGGUUAAAAACAAAAUUAUAAAAAUGGAAAGUUUGUCUGAUCUAGCAUGGCAACUCUUGUGCUGUGCUUUUAGUGCUAGGUCUGUGAUGAAUUAGUAAACCUUGGCCAAUCGUACAGAUUAAAGAUGAAUCAUCUUUGUGUCAGUGUUCCUGCAAAGACAUUUUUUUGUUCCAGUUUCUCAGUCUCCAUUUGGCUUUCUAGAAGAGAUGCUUGAGAAAGGGGAGCAUCAGACAGCAUGUUAAUGCUCUUAUAAACUUUAAUCAGCCUCCCUCCCCACUCCUCCACCUUGAAUCCACUCCAAAGGCACCUGGACCCAUUCCCUCUAGGCUGCUCUAAAUGCCUUACUUUCUUCAGUACAGGCUUUCAGUUCACGUGCAGCUCCUUCGGGGAAGAUCCUUCUCUCCAGAAAUUCAGCACUAGCCAUAGGAAGCAAUUAAGGCUGCCUGUGUGUCUUCUCUUCCCCAGUGCCUAGGCAUGUGUACAUUAAAAACCUAUGGGUUCCUUUGUAAGAAUCCGGCACUGUCAUGCUGCAACGAAGGGGAAAGAUGCAGGCAGUAUUGGCUCCAGGUUUGGGGGGCCUUGGGGCAACAUGCUCAGAACUCAAAAAUGAAGUAGAAGUGAAGAGGAGGGGCUUCUACUUAAUUUUUAGGUUCUGCUGUCCAUUUGCAUGCCCUGCUCCUCUGACUCUGUCCACACCACCACCCAGGUGCACCAUGGUUGCAGCUCCAUCUUCUCCUAUUGUCUGUUGUUGCUCAGGUGUUUCUAGAGAGCAAGUGAUCAGGCAGUGGCAGCAGCAAGGAGAUGAAGCACAGAGCUUGGGGGUUGUCACUGGGGCACCUGUUUUGAAAUGGACUUUGCCCAGUGAUGUCAGCUUUCAGUCCUGAACUGCAUCACUUCGGACUGUAGGUGAGACCUCAUAUGAUGGGCACUCCUCCUCUGUUUUAACACAUACAUGCAAAACUAGCACUUGAUGGGAAAGACUCAGACAGAACCCUUCCCCGGGAUACUUCCAGCAAUUUUUGGCAAAAACUGUUAGGGUCCACCUCAAAUUUACAAAAAAUCAAUAGAGUCUACCCCCUGGGUCCAGCUUCAGAUUACCUCCUGGUUCCACCACUGUGGAAAAAGAUUCUGCCUACAGACCCAAGAGUGGUCAGCUAGGGGUGGGGAAAUCUGUCAGUUGUGGUUUCUCAUUUUUCCAAACUAAAGUCCAGUUCUUCACAUUCCCACACUAGUUUUUAAAUUUUAUUUUAGAAAGUCCUCAUGAAAAUUUGUCAGGAUCUUAAUAUGACUUUCUCCUAAUAUACAUGUUUUUAUAUGCAAUUCCCCCUAAAAUGCAAAGCAAUUUUCCCUACUAUAGUGCAUUUUUGUAUGUUACGCUCAUUCAUAUAUGUAUUUUAUGUACACUUUACCCCAGUAUAUGCAUGUUUUGUACACAUGGCUUGGCUGGAGAACUGCUUCCAAAAAUAUGAAGAAAUGUGAAUUUGGGGAGAUGGUUGUGUUUAGCUUCUCAUAUAAUUUCAGAAAGUGUGAUUUAAUUAGGUAUACCUUUAAAUGCAAAUAGAACCAAAUUUCUCCUCGAUCCCUAUGUUCAACCCUAAGUUCAUGUGUUAGUAGUGUGGCCAUAUCUUCUCUACAAAGCUGUCUAAUCAAAGUCUGGUUUACAGAUGAAGAAACUCAAAGGACCUUGAAUUUGCCCAUCUACAAUAUUUGUUCAGCAGCCACAUAAGUUUCCUAGUCCCAAGUCUUCCACAUUAUGGUGCAAUGUAUUGUAUUCCUGAUUAAUUAUUUGCAUAUGCUAACUCUAUGUAAACUGGUGCUUUCCCAUCUGAUGUUGUGUUUCCUCUUUUUUGGCAUUGCGUAAGUUGCCAUCAUAGAGAUGGCAGGUCUCCAUCGUUUCAAAAGCAAAUGGAGACGGUCUUGAGAACUCACAGCACCCCAGUCUCAUACUAGAGUUCACCACUGGGCAUCUUCCUUGCACACACACACACACACACACACACACACACUUUAUUUACUGCAGCAGUUAGCAGUUCUUGCCCCUUUGGGAGAUGAGGGCAGGGUGGAUAGAUUGUGGUUUCUUUCUAGCCUGUACGGACAUGUUGCUAGCUUAGGCAAAACAUAUGACAUCCAUAUGGGGGAGAGGCACAUGGUGUGGGGGUGGGGGAAAGUAUUGGGUGUUUAAAUUGCUAUGCAUGUUUUCUAGCCUUGGCUCUUUAACCAUUUGUAAUCUGUGGUGAGGGGAGUGGCACAGCUGAACCCAGAAAGUUUAUUUUAUUUGCAUAUCCAUUUCAUUAUAUACGAGCUUUUUGCCAAGGCACCCAAGGCAGUUUACAGUUUUAAAGGACUAGAGCAAAUUAUAUUCUAAGUGUUGUAAGUAGCUGGGCCAAAUCUCCUCAGUUUCCUCGAUCAUCCAUUCAUUUCCUCAGAAACUUCAUCCAAGAUUCUUCAGCAGGGUGGGAGAAUCUUGUUGCUUUUUUGAUGAAGUCAUUGAAGAGUUGGAAAAGGCUCAGAAAAGUACCACCACAAUGAUCAAGGGGAGGGAGUGACUUCCCUGUGAAGAAAUGUUGCAGUGUCUUGAACAGGGCCAGAUUUAGGUUUGAUGAGGCCCUAAGCUACUGAAGGUAAUAGAGCCCUUUAUAUGUCAACAACUAAUUGUGGCUGGUUUUUGUGUUGGAUAUAUGCUAUAUGGUAAUUUAUUGACCAUAUAGGUAUCUAAAGCCAUUUGCACAUAACAAAAUAUGUAUUUUAUCAAAGUAAUUGUAUUUUUUUCCCUUUAAUUUUUUUGGGGGGGCCCAAGAGAGUGGGGCCCUAAACUAUAGCUUGUUUAGCUUAUACAUAGAUCCAGCACUGGUCUUGAACUUCUUAGUUUAGAGAAAAAAGCAAGUAAGAAGUGGUAUGAUAGAAGUUUAGAAAAACCAUGCAUGGCAUGGAGAAAGUGGAUAGACAAAAGUUUUUAUUCCUCUCUCAUAACACCGGAACUCAUGGACAUCCAGCAAAGCUGGAUGUUGGAAGAUUUAGGACAGAUAAAAGAAAGUCCCUCUUCACACAGUGCAUAGUUAAACUACGGCACUCGCUCCUCCAGAAGGCAGUGAAGUCCAACAACUGGGAUGGCUUUAAAAGAGGAUUAGACAGAUUCAUGGAGGAAAGGGCUACUAGCCAUGAUGGCUAUGCUCUACCUCCACAGCUGGAUGCUGUAAUGCUUCUGGAUACCAGCUGCUGGAAACUACAGGAGGGGAGAGUUCUCUUGUGCUCAUAUUUCGCUUGCCAGUUUCACACAGGCAUCUGGUUGGCCACUGCGAGAACAGGAUGCUGGACUAGAUGGGUCACUGGUUCACUGAUCCAGUGGGCUGUUCUUAUAGGGGAUUUAAGCAAACAUCGUCCUUAACUAGAAAUAGUGGUCCUAAACAUGAUCAUCAACUUUAUGGUGGGGGUCUUAGGGGUAGCACUUACUCUGCCUCCCAAUUCAGUUUGGGAGGCAGAGGAAACCCCAAUCCCAUGAUCCCCAGCAGGUGAUGAAGCUCAUCAGCAAGCACUAGAGUGAUACUCUCUGCAGCCUCUAUCAAGCACUCUCUGUCACCAGCUACCAAUUCUUCUUCUCAAGGUUGAGGGGUAUGGCUGGCAACAGGUCAGUGUGGACAAGAAGCAGCAGUAAAUACUAGUCCCAAAAGAUAUGGGAGAAAUUGGAGCAGUUUGUGACAGGCCAUCAAAGUCCCCCAAUUCCACACUUACCCUAUUGUUAGUUGUAACAUGUUGCUGAAUUUGGAAGUAAAGCUUUUAUCUCAAACAGCUAUGAACCUUCAUGGUAGAUGAUCAAACCUGGCAGGCAUUGCAGAAUGGGUCUAGAAAGAUAGCCUGCAGAUGAAAUGGUUUGAGAGUAAUCCUGAAGGGGGAGGGGAGGGGAGGGGCUUAGGUUAUUUUGGUUCCAUGCAGCGAAUCAGGUCUAGGGAUGAGGUGUUGUUGACAACCUAUCUAUACAGUGUUUCUUUAUACUCAUACAGGCAACAUCAGGGUGUUACAAUAUUUCUAAUUCCAUCUUCUCAUGUCUUUUCAGGAACUGGAAGUAGAAACCAGAGGCCAUGAACUGGGGGAGCUUUCAAGGGCUCCUGACUGGAGUGAAUAAAUAUUCCACAGCCUUUGGACGUAUUUGGCUCUCAGUGGUCUUCAUCUUCCGGCUUCUAGUCUACAUAGUGGCAGCUGAGAAGGUUUGGGGAGAUGACCAGAAGGAUUUUGACUGCAACACUAAGCAGCCAGGCUGCCCAAAUGUCUGCUACGACCAUUACUUCCCAAUCUCCCACAUCCGCCUCUGGGCCCUACAGCUCAUUCUGGUUACCUGUCCUUCCCUGCUGGUAAUCAUGCAUGUUGCCUACCUGGAAGCCAAACUAGAAAAACAUAAGAAGAAGGUUGGGGCAGACUAUGCACUGCGCUAUCCUCCUGGCAAGAAGCGUGGAGGCUUGUGGUGGACCUAUUUCUUGAGCCUCAUUUUCAAGUCUGCUGUGGACAUUAUAUUCCUCUACAUCUUCUACCAUGUGUUCCCAAACUACACACUCCCCAAUGUGGUGAAAUGCUCCCUUGAUCCUUGUCCCAACAUUGUAGACUGCUACAUAGCUAAGCCCACAGAGAAGAACAUCUUCACCCUUUUCAUGAUCAGCACAGCCUGCGUUUGCAUCCUCCUCAGCCUCCUUGAAGCCUUCUACCUCGUUGGGAAACGAUGUAAGGAGCACCUCCAAGCCAGAAGUGAAAGCCACAGGAGGCAGGACAGUGAAGUAUUCAUUAUGAAGAAAGACCCUUCCUCCCUGCCCCCCGGUAAACAUAACCCAAAUGAAAUAGGUCUGGAGGCAUUCAAUAGUACCGACUAUAAGCCUUCUCCCUUCAACUUCACAUCCUGCCCACCUCAGACAGCUCUGACCUCUAAAACAGCACCAUCAUAAGCAACCCUUAAAUCCUGGGGAACUGGGUAAUGGAAACCUUAUACAGAACUAAUAUUACCUAUUUUGCAUAUCAGCACUUUCUUUUAGGCAGGACAUGGAUGUGGUGUAUGAGAGGGAGAGAGGGAUGGUCUUUGUCCGACACUCACCUAAUUCAGACUGUUCAAUUUUCUGAUAUACGCACUGAUCAAAGAAGUCUAUACUAAAUGGUCAUAUCCAAAUUCCCUGGUUCUUGCAACUAAUUCGAUCUAAGCCACUUACUGUUUGCAUAUUGUGGACGUGUACUACUUACACGUUGCAGAUUGCACUAUUUCUGUCCAGUCCAGUUUUCAAAAAUCUACCCACCACCACAACUGAAGGUGGCUGGCACACUUGGUCUUGACUGCUGAGAUAGAGAGAGAGAGAGAGAGAGAGAGAGAGAGAGAACCAAGUCAGUUCAAAGACAGGGAUGAGUUUCUUCCAGCCAUCAUGCCAAAGUAACAAGAUGUACUGAGUGUAAAGCUGUCAGUCAAAACUAUCCCCAAAUGCCUGACAGAAUAAGUGCAUUUGACCAGUUUCCUGGAAUGACGAAGUUUCAUAGCCUGGUGAACUCCCUGGAAAGUGAAAUCCCUUCUCAGCUAUGAAGUUUACUGUGUAACCUUGAUUCUUCCUGUCACUCUCUCUCAGUCCAAACUACCUUGCUGCAUUGUUGAGGAGAUAAAAUGUGAGACUUGCUUCCCUGAGCACCUUAGAGGAAAGGUGAGAUAAAACUGAACACAAAUCAUGUCCCCCAAAGCAGGGGGAGGGAGAGAGAACGAUAAGGGGAAAGGUGACUACAGGAUGAUUACAGAACUCAAGCCUAUAAAAUGAAAAUGCUGAUAUUUGAAGCACAGGUGCCCAUGUCCAAAGAUUAAUGAGAAUUACCACAACUCAGAAUAAAAUUGGAUUAGGUUGGGGUUUUUUCCUUGUUUCCCUUUGUUUCAUCGAGCAUUGAUUUGAAAUCAAUAGGUGGUAUUCAAGAAAGUGUUAUGCAAAAUAGACCUACUGAAAUUAAUGGACCUAAGGAACGUCAUGUUUAUUAAUUUCAGUGGUCUACUCUGAGAAAGACUGGGUUCAAUGCCACCUGAUUUGAGUCUUGGGAGAUUCUCAUUCAUAUUUGGAUAUGCCCAUCUGUGUCCAGGAAUGGCUAACAUGAUAUGGUGGUGCCCAAGGACCAACCUACCAACAGUGGCAUUGCUGCCACUUACCUGCAAUGGACCAGGGUGGCAGUGAGACUGGGGUUGUGUGAGCAGAAGCGCCAGAUUGGCACCAUCAAUGCACCUGAGCUGUCCCAACCUUGCUGCCACCAUGCCUCAUCCCAGUAAGCAGAGCGACCCUGAUGUUGGAACAGUGGCUCCAUGGCACCACCCCACCAUCUGAGCCAUUCAUGAUUUGCCGUUUUGUUAUUGCACUAUUGUUGUAAAUGCUGGUUGGGGAGGUGAAAGGGGUAAUAGCUUUUUCUUUUCCUGCCUAUCUUCCAUGUCACAUCUUAUUUCCAGAUUCUGUACCGCACAAUACAGCUGUGACUUUUGAAUGUAGACAGACAAGUGCCUUAUCAGUUAAAAUGCAAGCAGAACAAAGAGGUGGGGGAAAAGGUGUAUGUGUUUUAUUGAGAUGUUCAAUAAAAUGUGAAUAAUAAUUUU
Messenger RNA from Podarcis lilfordi (Lilford's wall lizard), 9034 nucleotides. Lineage: Eukaryota; Metazoa; Chordata; Lepidosauria; Squamata; Lacertidae. The record is from the annotation of a GenBank genome assembly.